AUGGCAACCAAUGACUCAAACUACAAUGAAGAUGAGUUUUUGAAACAUUUCUAUGCCAUUAUGUACACAAUCAUCCUGGUUCCUGGGUUGAUUGGAAAUGUUUUGGCUCUCUGGGUCUUUUAUGGAUAUAUGAAAGAAACUAAACGGGCUGUGAUUUUCAUGAUCAAUCUCGCAAUUGCAGAUUUGGCUCAAGUGUUAUCUUUGCCACUAAGGAUUUUUUAUUACCUGUCUAAAAGUUGGCACCUGGGGAAGGAACUUUGCAUGUUCUGCUUCUACCUCAAGUACGUCAACAUGUAUGCAAGUAUUUACUUUUUGGUUUGCAUCAGUGUGCGGAGAUUUCAGUUCCUCAUGCACCCUCUGAAGUUCAGUGACUGCAAACGCAUCUACGACAUGUACAUCUGCAUCGUUGGAUGGGUUGUGGUUUGUGUGGGCUGCUUACCUUUUCCCCUUCUACGACUCACCUCCAACGAGACUUGUGCCGACAAUAAAUGCUUUGUGGACCUGCCCUUGAAGACUGCAGAUGAACCUAUCUCAAUAGCAAUGAUGUCUCUAGGUGAGCUGGUUGGCUUUGUAACCCCUCUGUUGAUCAUCUUGUAUUGUUCCUGGAAGACCAUCUUAUCUCUCCAAGAAAAGAAUUCUGUUUCCCAAGACCUUGGGGAGAAGCAGAAAGCCUUAAAGAUGAUCCUGACCUGUGCCGUUGUCUUUUUAAUUUGCUUUGGUCCUUAUCACAUCAGCUUCCCUUUGAAUUACUUGGUCAAGUCCCAAACGAUAGAAGAUUCCUACGCCCGAAAGGUUAUUUUGGUCUUCCACGCAAUUGCCUUGUGCCUUGCCAGCUUAAAUUCAUGUCUCGACCCUAUAAUUUAUUACUUUACUACAGAUGAGUUUCGAAGGCGGCUUUCAAGGCAAGAUUUACAGGACAGUAUUCAACUUCAUAACAUGCACUGUGGAUGUGCAAAGGAGCCAUCCGAAAUAAGUAUAGUUGGGUGAUUGAUAGGAAACUCAUAU
Protobothrops mucrosquamatus (brown spotted pit viper) is the source of this 1005-nucleotide messenger RNA. RefSeq names its product probable G-protein coupled receptor 174. Lineage: Eukaryota; Metazoa; Chordata; Lepidosauria; Squamata; Viperidae. The transcript has a single exon. Gene Ontology annotation, molecular function: G protein-coupled receptor activity. Gene Ontology annotation, biological process: phospholipase C-activating G protein-coupled receptor signaling pathway; positive regulation of Rho protein signal transduction. Bases 1 to 987 code for a protein of 328 amino acids. Gene Ontology annotation, cellular component: membrane. The record is from RefSeq and is a predicted model, not a curated record.